AGCAUAAUAUUCAAUAAAAUACAAUAUUAAAUUUUUAACCAUAAUGAAAGUAUUGGCAAUUCUAUCGGUAUUUUAUUUAGCAGUAAAUGCAGUGCCAUUUGACGAGCAUUUAAUAGCAGAGCCGGCAUUCAAUGGCACCAAUUGGGUAGUGUUGGUCGCCGGUAGUAACACAUGGGAUAAUUACCGCCACCAGGCUGACGUAUACCACGCGUAUCAAGUGGUAAAAUCACGUGGUAUUCCCGACUCAAACAUAAUUGUCAUGCAUUACGACGAUAUCGCUAACAAUAAGCAAAACCCAACGCCAGGUGUUGUCAUCAAUCGACCCAAAGGUCCCGAUGUGUAUAAGGGAGUGCCCAAGGAUUAUGUCGGCAAUGAUGUCAACCCUACGAAUUUUUUGGCUGUUCUCAGAGGCGAUCAAGCGUUAGCUAAUGCGGGCAAGAAAGUGGUCAAAAGCGGGCCAAACGAUCAUGUAUUUAUAUAUUUUGUCGAUCAUGGUGAUGUUAGUAAGUGUAUA
This is a messenger RNA of Medioppia subpectinata, 514 nucleotides long. NCBI's taxonomy places the organism in Eukaryota, Metazoa, Arthropoda, Arachnida, Sarcoptiformes, Oppiidae. The record is from the annotation of a GenBank genome assembly.